Messenger RNA from Brassica rapa (field mustard), 2306 nucleotides. RefSeq names its product E3 ubiquitin-protein ligase ORTHRUS 2. NCBI's taxonomy places the organism in Eukaryota, Viridiplantae, Streptophyta, Magnoliopsida, Brassicales, Brassicaceae. Gene Ontology annotation, biological process: negative regulation of gene expression via chromosomal CpG island methylation; protein ubiquitination. Gene Ontology annotation, molecular function: metal ion binding; ubiquitin protein ligase activity. The record is from RefSeq and is a predicted model, not a curated record.
CUCUCUUUCUCUCUCUCCAACCUCGAAUCUCGGAAACACCUUCCCCUCUCUCUCUCUCUCUCUCUCUCUCCAUCGAAAUGGCCCAGCUUCCUUGCGACAACGACGGGGCGUGCCUACGAUGCAAGGCCAAGCCUCCCCAGGAAGAAACCCUCACGUGCGGCACGUGCGGCACUCCCUGGCACGCGGCGUGCCUCUCCUCCCCUCCCGAAACCCUAGCUUCCACUCUACAGUGGCACUGCCCCGACUGCUCCGGCGAAAUCGACCCUCUCCUCCCCGUUUCCGGAGUCGAAUCCGGCGGCGGAUCGGACCUGGUAGCGGCGAUUCGCGCGAUCGAGGCCGACGAGUCUCUGACGGACGCGGAUAAGGCUAAGAAGAGGCAGGAGCUGCUCAGCGGCAAAUCCGCCGACGAUGAGGAUGAUGAAGAAGAAGAAGACGCGAAGAAGAGCGCGGGUGGGCUCGAUGUUGAUCUCUUGAAGGCGCUCGGUGAAAACUUGAACUGUUCGUUCUGUAUUCAGCUGCCUGAGAGGCCCGUCACGACACCAUGCGGGCACAACUUCUGUUUGAAGUGUUUUGAGAAGUGGAUUGGUCAAGGGAAGCGAACCUGUGCUAAAUGCCGUAGCCCAAUCCCUCCUAAAAUGGCAAGCAAUCCUAGGAUUAACUCCUCCCUCGUGUCUGCCAUUCGUCUGGCCAGGGUUUCCAAGAGUGCUGGUGCGGGUACUGGGAAAGUUUUUCAUUUUAUAAGUAACCAAGACCGACCAGAUAAGGCAUUUACAACCGAGCGUGCCAAGAAAACCGGGAAGGCAAAUGCUGCCAGUGGCAGGAUCUACGUGACGAUACCGCCUGAUCACUUUGGUCCUAUUCCUGCUGAAAAUGAUCCUGUCAGAAAUCAAGGUGUCUUAGUUGGAGAAAGCUGGGAGGAUAGGUUGGAAUGUAGGCAGUGGGGAGCUCAUUUCCCGCACGUUGCUGGCAUUGCUGGACAGUCCAAUUAUGGAGCUCAAUCCGUGGCACUCUCUGGAGGUUACGAGGACGAUGAGGAUCAUGGAGAAUGGUUUUUGUACACAGGAAGUGGAGGAAGAGACCUUAGCGGCAACAAAAGGACUAACAAGGAUCAAUCCUUUGAUCAGAAGUUUGAAAAGUCAAACGAAGCUUUAAGAGUUAGUUGCAAAAUGGGCUAUCCCGUUCGAGUUGUCAGGUCUCACAAGGAGAAGCGUUCUGCAUAUGCCCCUGAGGCAGGAGUGAGAUAUGAUGGGGUUUACAGGAUUGAGAAGUGCUGGAGAAAAGUUGGAAUACAGGGUUCUUUCAAGGUCUGUCGUUACCUAUUUGUUAGGUGUGACAAUGAGCCUGCUCCAUGGACCAGUGAUGAGCAUGGGGAUCGUCCAAGACCUUUGCCUAACAUUCCAGAGCUUAAGAUGGCAACAGAGCUCUUUGAGAGAAAGGAAAGUCCAUCAUGGAAUUUUGAUGAAGGUGAGGCUUGUUGGAAAUGGAUGAAGCCUCCACCUGCUAGUUUAAAGGCAGUUAAUGUUUUGGAUCCUGAGGAGAGGAAGACUAUGAAGAGAGCCAUAAAGGCGGCACAUUCAAAUUCCGUGAGAGAAAAACUUCUGAAAGAGUUUAGCUGCAAGAUCUGCCGUCAAGUAAUGACUCUUCCUGUGACAACACCUUGUGCUCAUAACUUCUGCAAGGCUUGCUUAGAAGAUAAGUUUGCUGGGCAAACUCUAGUGAGAGAAAGAAGCAGAGGUGGGCGGACACUUCGUGCACAGAAGAACGUCAUGAACUGCCCAUGUUGCCCCACUGACAUCUCUGACUUUCUCCAGAACCCUCAGGUUAACAGAGAAGUAAUGGAGGUGAUAGAGAAGCUGAAGAACAAGGAAGAGGACAAGGCAGAGUCUGAAGAAGUUGAAGACGCAAGUAUGGAAGAAAAAGCUGAGUCAGAGUCUGAGGAAAACUGUGAGACUACCGACCCUGAAGAAGAAACUCCAGUAGUGACUGAAGAAGCCGAACAACCGAGGAAGAGGGCCAAGCUUGACAUUGACACAGUAGUUCCUGCGACUAUGCUGGAAUCUGGCAUGAAGUAGUGAGGGAGAGGGGCCAUUCUAAUGUGCUUUUUUUUUUGGAUCGAACCAUCAGGUAAAAUAGAGAUGGUUUUUUUUUUGUAUCUCGGAACCAAUGACGGAAAAAAAACUCUUAGUACGUCUAUUGUGGAACGUAUGUAUUAUGAUCGGGAAGUGACUUUGAAAGCUUUGUCUUGUUUUUAGCCUUGUUUUCAUCUGUUCAUGCAAUCGAAUUAAUGAGAGCUUUGUCAGUAACAA